GAGUACAUCGCUUUCACUUGGGGUGUUGUUUUUCUGCACUUGUCAUGUUCGUGUUUAUUGGGCCGAAAAAGAGAGAUUGUAACUCAUUCAAACGCCGAAAGACAAAGUGGUUACGUUCGUGGGUGCCGAAGGAUCUAGGGGUUCUUCGAUCUAUUAAGGAGUGAAAAGUUUCAUAGGUCUUCAUUUGUCUUCGGUCCACGAAGCAACUAAUGGCAGAGUCUACCAAGAGGUAUGCAGUGGUUACAGGUGCAAACAAGGGGAUUGGAUUGGAGAUAUGUAGGCAGUUGGCUUCAAAUGGAAUUGUGGUGAUAUUAACAUCCAGAGAUGAAAAAAGAGGACUUGAAGCGGUUCAGAAGCUCAAGGACUCGUCAAGUGGUCUGUCCGAUCACAUUGUUUUUCACCAGCUUGACGUCACUGAUCCUGCUAGUGUUUCGUCCAUUGCGAAUUUCGUCAAGACCCAAUUCGGGAAGCUCGACAUUCUGGUGAACAAUGCUGGGAUUGGCAGAGUCACUGCAGAUGGCGAAACCUUAAAGGCUUCUGGUUUCGGAAAGGAAGGUGCCCAAAUCAAUUGGAAAGAAGUAUUGACCGAACCUUAUGAAACAGCUGAAGCAUGUCUGGAAACAAACUAUUUCGGGGCGAAACGAAUGGUCGAGGCUCAUUUUGACCUCCUCCAACUAUCCCAUUCACCGAGGAUAGUGAAUGUUUCCUCCAGCAUGGGGAAGCUUCAGAGAGUGUCUAAUGAAUGGGCCAGGGGAGUUCUGAGCGAUGCUGAGAACCUCACGGAGCAGAAAGUGGACGGGGUUGUGAAGGCUUUCCUCGAAGACUUCAAGAACGGUUCUUUGGAAGCCAAAGGCUGGCCUGCAAUCUUUGCCGCUUACAUUAUCUCAAAAGCAGCCAUGAAUGCUUACACUAGGAUCCUCGCCAAGAAGUACCCAAACAUCAUUGUGAAUUGUGUGUGCCCCAGAUUUGUCAAAACGGACAUUAACUUCAACACCGGUAACUUGUCGGUCCAGGAAGGCGCUGAAAGUCCUGUGAAGUUGGCACUUCUUCCAAAUGGCGGUCCUUCGGGUUGCUUCUUUGUCAGUCAGGAAGUGUCAGACUUUUGAUAGAAGAUGAUGGUCUUCACACGCCCCCAGCAGAUUGAAAAAUCUAGUUGUAAAUUAUGGACCCCAACAGCUUAAUAAAUCAUAUGUGACUUCUAGAUGUUCUAUUGAGUUGGAUUUACAUCCUCUCCCUUGACUUUCUGGUUUUGGAUUAGUUUAAUGUGUGACUAAGAUCCAGUCCUUUAAUCAGCCAUUUCUAGGUACUUCAACCAUAGACUAUCAUACAACUUCUUUAGAUAUAUUCAGCAUAUACAUCAUUAAACAGUAUCCAUAAAAAUUGCUGUAUGAUAGCUUGCGAGCGUCCAGUGAACGUAAAGUUCAAUGG
Syzygium oleosum is the source of this 1428-nucleotide messenger RNA. Its product is annotated as (+)-neomenthol dehydrogenase-like. The record is from RefSeq and is a predicted model, not a curated record. The transcript has 5 exons. The coding region runs from base 210 to 1106 and encodes 298 amino acids. Gene Ontology annotation, cellular component: membrane. Gene Ontology annotation, molecular function: oxidoreductase activity, acting on the CH-OH group of donors, NAD or NADP as acceptor. NCBI's taxonomy places the organism in Eukaryota, Viridiplantae, Streptophyta, Magnoliopsida, Myrtales, Myrtaceae.